Messenger RNA from Eutrema salsugineum, 950 nucleotides. Its product is annotated as dof zinc finger protein DOF4.4. Bases 26 to 784 code for a protein of 252 amino acids. Gene Ontology annotation, biological process: regulation of DNA-templated transcription. Gene Ontology annotation, molecular function: DNA binding; DNA-binding transcription factor activity. The transcript has a single exon. The record is from RefSeq and is a predicted model, not a curated record. Lineage: Eukaryota; Viridiplantae; Streptophyta; Magnoliopsida; Brassicales; Brassicaceae.
GAAAACCAAAUAGGUCUUGAGAGAAAUGGAUAACUCAAAUGUAUUCGUGAGAGGAGCCAAUCAAGUCAAUGAAGAGAAGCCCCUACCGCGAGUGUGUCCAAGGUGUAACUCAGAUAACACUAAAUUCUGUUACUACAACAACUAUAGCCUGUCUCAACCGCGUUACAUUUGUAAGAAUUGUCGCCGAUACUGGACUCAUGGUGGGGCUUUAAGGAACAUACCGAUUGGUGGAAGUGGCCGUAAAACUAAGCGCCAAAAGAUAGAUCAACCAUCUCUUUCUCAGAUGGUUUCUGUGGAGAUCCAACAAAUUAAUCAUCACCAACCUUUUUUACAUGUUCAAGAAACCAAUGAGUUUGUUGGAUCUUUUGGUGGCUCUUCUUCUGUUGUUGCUGUUGGGAAUCAUUUUGGUUCUUUUUCUGAAAUUCAUGGUGAUAUGGUGCUUCCAAUUAGAACUAUUCGACCAUUAAUGGAUCGUUUAGAUUUCUCUGAUGGAUCGUUUAACCAAGAUUAUUUUGAUGUUGGGUCCAAUGAUUUGGGUAAUUCUUUUAUAAACCAACCAAUUGGUAGACAUGUUGAUAGUUACAGUGGCUAUCGCAUGAAUCAAGAGGAUCAAAACAAGCAGAACCAGAGCUUCAACAAUACUCUGAACAUGAAUCAUAACACCAGCACUAAUGAGAGCAGAGGAUCAUCAGGCAUUGAUCACAUGAACAAGAACAACAACAACAAAGUCAUAAAAAAGUGCGUGUUUAGGUCGUCCUCUUCUUUGGAGAAGAAUGGUCCUUGAAUCAUAACCGUAUCACCCGUUUUAUUUUUCUUAAGUUAAUGUUUCAGUUUUUUUUUGUUUAUGUUUUCUGUUGGGUCUUUCUUUUUUUUUGUCAGCUCUGUUGUCUUUUCCAAAAGAUUCAGACAUAAGUUGCUUGUCUGGUCUUUUCUUAUAAUAUAAAUAACUA